GAGCCUUUCAGUCUAAACUCUGGGCGGACUCUCUGUUUCUCUCUGGUCUUCCACUCGCUUGAAUGAAACAGCAGCGACAUCGUCAAAGCUGCAGGAACAAUCUGAACACUGCUCAUUUGUUUUACAGUUUGAGUAUUCCUCUCAGUUUUCUCCUUCAAGCGUGUGGGUCCUCACGGUGACAGCUCAACAUGGACCCGCGGAAAGUCAGCGAGCUCAAGUCUUUCGUGCAGAUGUGCCAGUCCAACCCCGGGAUCCUGCACCUUCCUGAGAUGAGCUUCUUCCGGACCUGGAUGCAGAGUAUGGGUGCAACAAUUCCUCCAGCACCCAAGAUGGGAGAUUCUUGCAAGGGAGGCUGCCCAUGUGAUGCGCCUCCUGCAGCAGCUGCUGCCCCUGAACCAGGGCCACUCACAGAGUCUGAGAGCGAGGAGAGUGAAAUAGAAAUUGACAAUGAUGGAGUUAUUGAGCCAGACACUGAUGUACCAGAGGACAUGGAAGACUUGGAGGACAUAGAGGUCACAGAUGAGAUGAUGGACCAGGCAAAUGAAAAAAAGAUGGAGGCCAUUACUGCUUUAGGAGAAGGUGACCUACAGAAAGCGCUGAAUCUUUUUACCGAGGCUAUCCAGUUGAACCCAUGUCUUGCCAUCCUGUAUGCCAAGAGAGCGAGUGUUUAUAUCAAGAUGGAGAAGCCCAAUGCAGCCAUAAGAGACUGUGACAGGGCAAUCAAGAUCAACCCAGACUCUGCACAGCCCUACAAGUGGAGAGGAAAAGCUCACAGGCUGCUUGGUCACUGGGAGGAGGCGGCCAAAGACCUGGCCACAGCGUGUAAACUGGACUAUGAUGAAGAUGCCAGUGCACUGCUGAAGGAGGUCCAGCCCAAGGCUCAUAAAAUAAAAGAGCACAGACGCAAGUAUGAACGGAAAAGAGAAGAGAAGGAGAUCAGGGAGAAGAAAGAGCGAAUAAAGAAAGCAAGGGAGGAACAGGCGAAGGCUCAGAGGGAGGAAGAAUCAAGACCGUUUGGAGGUGGAUAUUUCCCAGGAGGUCCAGCUGGAUUUCCAGGUGGCACUCCACCUGGCAUGUCUGGUUUUGCUGAUCUCUUACAAGACCCAGAACUCGUCAAUGCAAUGAAGGACCCAGAGAUAAUGGCUGCCUUCCAGGAUGUCUCUACAAACCCAGCUAACAUCGCCAAGUAUCAGAACAAUCCUAAAAUCAUGGCUCUUGUCACCAAAUUGAGUGCAAAAUUCGGAGCAUCACCACAACCAUAAGAGAGCUGAGGAUCUGGGGAGCCUUUUCUACUAUUAAUCCACUGUGGGCUAAUCACAAGAGCAGGCAGGAGAUAAAUUGCUUUUGUAAAGAUGGUGGAUGGUGUUUUCCAUCAGCUGUUAGAACAUGGCACUAUCUAAGGCAGAGGUUCAAAGGUGUAACAUUUAGAAGUCCAAUGGACCUGUAUUGCUGAGCUAAGACCUAACCACUGACCUAAUCCAAUUCUGAAAGCAUUUUUUCCAUUCACAUCAUUAAAUGUCACUCAAAGGUCAAAAACACUAGGUUUUCCCUAUUUUUUGAUCAACUCUUGAAACCUAUGUUGGCACUUGUUGAACGUUCAAAAUUAAUGUUCCUUUUGAUGUCUGUUGGCAAGUUGAUUCACAAUAAAACAUGCUGUUGCUUCAAACUAA
Periophthalmus magnuspinnatus is the source of this 1670-nucleotide messenger RNA. RefSeq names its product ST13 Hsp70 interacting protein (gene st13). The coding region runs from base 189 to 1262 and encodes 357 amino acids. The transcript has 13 exons. NCBI's taxonomy places the organism in Eukaryota, Metazoa, Chordata, Actinopteri, Gobiiformes, Gobiidae. The record is from RefSeq and is a predicted model, not a curated record. Gene Ontology annotation, molecular function: Hsp70 protein binding; protein dimerization activity.